This is a messenger RNA of Passer domesticus (house sparrow), 1184 nucleotides long. It is a transcript of the gene LDHB, whose product is annotated as lactate dehydrogenase B. The record is from RefSeq and is a predicted model, not a curated record. Gene Ontology annotation, biological process: pyruvate metabolic process; lactate metabolic process. Bases 1 to 1002 code for a protein of 333 amino acids. Gene Ontology annotation, cellular component: cytoplasm. Gene Ontology annotation, molecular function: L-lactate dehydrogenase (NAD+) activity. NCBI's taxonomy places the organism in Eukaryota, Metazoa, Chordata, Aves, Passeriformes, Passeridae. The transcript has 7 exons.
AUGGCCACUGUCAAGGACCAGCUGAUCAGCCCCAUUGCAGAGGGAGCCAAGCUCCCCAACAACAAGAUCACGGUUGUGGGGGUUGGCCAGGUUGGGAUGGCCGCUGCCAUCAGUGUCCUUGGAAAGGGUCUUUGUGAUGAGCUUGCUCUGGUUGAUGUUAUGGAAGACAAACUAAAAGGAGAAAUGAUGGACCUGCAGCAUGGGAGCGUGUUCCUUCACACUCACAAGAUUGUGGCAGACAAAGACUAUGCUGUCACUGCCAACUCCAAGAUCGUGGUGCUGACUGCAGGAGUCCGUCAGCAGGAGGGGGAGAGUCGACUCAACCUGGUGCAGAGGAAUGUGAAUGUCUUCAAAUUUAUUGUUCCUCAGGUCGUCAAGUACAGCCCCAACUGCAUCAUCCUGGUGGUUUCCAACCCAGUGGAUAUAUUAACCUAUGUCACAUGGAAGCUGAGUGGGCUGCCAAAAAACCGUGUGAUUGGAAGUGGCUGCAAUCUGGACACAGCGAGAUUCCGUUAUCUGAUGUCUGAGAGACUUGGGAUCCAUCCAAGCAGCUGCCACGGCUGGAUCUUGGGAGAGCAUGGUGAUUCCAGUGUGGCUGUUUGGAGUGGAAUAAACGUGGCAGGGGUCUGCCUUCAGGAGCUGAACCCUGCCAUGGGAACUGACAAAGAUCCUGAGAACUGGAAAGAAAUCCACAAGCAAGUGGUUGCAAGUGCCUACGAGGUGAUCAAACUGAAGGGAUACACAAACUGGGCUAUUGGUCUUAGUGUGGCUGACCUCUGUGAGACCAUCCUGAAGAACCUGUACCGGGUUCAUUCAGUUGCAACUCUGGUAAAGGGCCUGUAUGGCAUUCAGAAUGAUGUCUUCUUGAGUCUUCCUUCUGUCCUAAGUGCCUCUGGCCUGACAAGUAUCAUCAACCAAAAGCUGAAGGACGAUGAGGUGGCCCAGCUGAGGAAGAGUGCAGACACACUGUGGAACGUCCAGAAGGAUAUCAAGGAUCUGUAACUCAUGAAUGUUAGGUUCCAGCAAUAGAAAAACAGCAUGUUGUUUGCAGAUGAGGGCUCUACUCACUAUAUAUCUCAAUGGUGAACGUGAAAUGUUCUUCCAGACUUUUGUCCAUGGUAGCUAAACUUACACUUGCUGUAACGCACAAACCUGGCAAACAAAUAAAGCAAUUUUCAAGCAUC